AGAUCGACUUGAGGCAGAUCUGAGAGAUUUUACGAUCCGUCAUGCAGAGAUCACCCAUCUCAGAAUCCUUGUUCAUGGAGCGGUUGGUGCUGGAAAAUCCAGCUUCAUCAACUCACCUAACAGUGUCUUUCAGCACCGUGUAACGACCAGAGCUGGAGCAGCAUGGAGUUCAAGCACGAGUUAUACGAAACGAUACAAAAGCUACAGAACCUGGAAUGGAAACGACAGCACCUUAAAAUUUAUCUUCAAUGAUAACGUGGGGCUGGAAUAUGAGUGGACACUUGGAAUCCACACUGAUGACAUCAUUACUGCUAUGCCGGGCCACGUGAGAGAGAACUAUAUGUUUAAUCCUACGUGUCCUUUACGAGAUGGUGAUCUAGGGUACAUUAACGCCCCCACUCUGAAUGAUAAAGUUCACUGUCUGGUGAGCGUUAUGUCAGCACAGACCCUCCCUGUCAUGUAUGAUUCUUCCAUCAAAAGCAUUAAGGAUGUCAGGGAAAAGGCCAGUGCCCUUGCCUGUGAGGAAGAUCAGCUUCAGAGGAAGAAAAUCGAACAAAAUGGGUGGAAAAAAAUCAACACCAAAGCCUCCAGAAGUGGGAGAGAUCGACUUGAGGCAGAUCUGAGAGAUUUUACGAUCCGUCAUGCAGAGAUCACCCAUCUCAGAAUCCUUGUUCACGGAGUGGGUAAUGCUGGAAAAUCCAGCUUCAUCAACUCAGCUAACAGUGUCUUUCAGCACCGUGUAACGACCAGAGCUGGAGCAGCAUGGAGUUCAAGCACGAGUUAUACGAAACGAUACAAAAGCUACAGAACCUGGAAUGGAAAUGACAGCACCUUACCAUUUAUCUUCAAUGAUAACGUGGGGCUGGAAUAUGAGUGGACACUUGGAAUCCACGCUGAUGACAUCAUUACUGCUAUGCCGGGCCACGUGAGAGAGAACUAUAUGUUUAAUCCUACGUGUCCUUUACGAGAUGGUGAUCUAGGGUACAAUAACGCCCCCACUCUGAAUGAUAAAGUUCACUGUCUGGUGAGCGUUAUGUCAGCACAAACCCUCCCUGUCAUGUAUGAUUCUUCCAUCAAGAGCAUUAAGGAUGUCAGGGAAAAGGCCAGUGCCCUUGGUAUCCCUCAAGUGCUUAUCUUGACACAUAUUGAUGAGUGCUGUCCACUGGUUGAGCAAAACUUGAGAAAAGUCUACUUCAGCAAGAAAAUUAAGGAAAAGCCUGUGAGGAAGAUCAGCUUCAGAGGAAGAAAAUCGAACAAAAUGGGUGGAAAGAAAUCAAUACCAACGCCUCCAGAAGACUUUGAUAAACCAUGGAGAAACGUGGACUGGGAUGGGAGAGAUCGACUUGAGGCAGAUCUGAGAGAAUUUACGAUCCGUCAUACAGAGAUCACCCAUCUCAGAAUCCUUGUUCAUGGAGCGGUUGGUGCUGGAAAAUCCAGCUUCAUCAACUCAGCUAACAGUGUCUUUUAGCACCGUGUAACGGACAGAGCCGGAGAAGCAUCGAGUGCAAGCAAGAGUCAUACGAAACGAUACAAACGCUACAGAAUCUGGGAUAAAAAUGACAGCGCCUUAAAAUUUAUCUUCAACGAUAUCAUGGGGCUUCAAGAUACGGGGACAUCUGGAAUCCACAUUGAUGACAUCAUUAAUGCUAUGCUGGGCCACGUGAGAGAGAACUAUACGUUUAAUCCUGUGUGUCCUUUACGAGAUGGUGAUCCAGGGUACAAUAACGCCCCCACUCUGAAUGAUAAAGUUCACUGUCUGGUGAGCGUUAUGUCAGCACAAACCCUCCCUGUCAUGUAUGAUUCUGUCAUCAAGAGCAUUAAGGAUGUCAGGGAACAGGCCAGUGACCUUGGUAUCCCUCAAGUGCUUAUCUUGACACAUAUUGAUGAGUGCUGUCCACUGGUUAAGCAAAACUUGAGAAAAGUCUACUUCAGCAAGAAAAUUAAGGAAAAAGUUGGUCAUAUAAUACUUCCUGCUUUAUUACAUGUACGAAUGCAGUGACAGAGUGGGAAUCCCGAUGAACUGCAUCUUUCCUGUGAAGAACUACCAUGAAGAGUCAGACACCAAUAAUGACACUGACGUCCUGGUUCUGUUGGCCCUGAGGCAAAUCCUCAACUAUGCUA
This is a messenger RNA of Ictalurus furcatus (blue catfish), 2121 nucleotides long. RefSeq names its product interferon-induced protein 44-like. The coding region runs from base 314 to 1468 and encodes 384 amino acids. The transcript has 15 exons. The record is from RefSeq and is a predicted model, not a curated record. Lineage: Eukaryota; Metazoa; Chordata; Actinopteri; Siluriformes; Ictaluridae.